Syngnathus typhle (broad-nosed pipefish) is the source of this 1713-nucleotide messenger RNA. It is a transcript of the gene tradd, whose product is annotated as tnfrsf1a-associated via death domain. Gene Ontology annotation, molecular function: transmembrane receptor protein tyrosine kinase adaptor activity. Bases 91 to 957 code for a protein of 288 amino acids. Gene Ontology annotation, biological process: extrinsic apoptotic signaling pathway; positive regulation of canonical NF-kappaB signal transduction. The record is from RefSeq and is a predicted model, not a curated record. The transcript has 5 exons. NCBI's taxonomy places the organism in Eukaryota, Metazoa, Chordata, Actinopteri, Syngnathiformes, Syngnathidae. Gene Ontology annotation, cellular component: tumor necrosis factor receptor superfamily complex.
CCAAUAGGACGAGGAAAUCCGAUCGCAGUGUCAGUUGGUAAGCUUUUAGGAGGAAGCGUCACCGAACAGUGUACCAAAAAAGUUUUUAGGAUGGCAGACCAAGUUUUGGACGGAGGCUCCUGGACAGGAUGUGCUGUUCUGUUUCUGCGGUCGCUCUGUCCGGAUGCAAACCUGCCCUCCCUCUACAAGGACCAGCAGAGGAAGUUCAUCAUUUUUAAACUCAUCAAAUUGACACUGAUAGAUUCUGCAGGUGGUCUGGACGGGUACGAGAUACUAAAGAUUCAUGAUGCCGAUCCCUUCCUCGCAGUAGAGGUGAAGUUUAUGGAUGUAGUAGUGUGUCAGCAGUUCCUGAAGAGCUACAACUCUGGAGCGCUGUGUCAGUCCAUCUCUCAGCACGCUUGUCGGCUCCUCGUUCUGGCACAAGAUUUCAGGAUAGAGACCCAGCUCAAGGCCGGAACGCACAUCUUGGAUCGAUGUUUGGACGAGCUCGAGUUUUGUCUGCAUAAAAUUCACCAGUCACACCCCGAGCGCUUGCGUGAUGAAGAAGUUGAUCAGCUUGAUAUGCAACUGGAGCUUGAGGUCAAGGGGCCUUCUCCACACCAGGAGAUCCCGUUCACCCAGCAAAUCCCCAGCAACUGCUUCAGAUUUCAGAAUAAAAUUUUGGAGGAUCGAAUGCUGACGACAGCAGAUGUUCAGAGCUUCGCUAAUGGAGUGGGCCGUCAGUGGAAGCACGUGGGGAGGACCCUGGGGAGGGACUGCUGCGCUCUGAGGGAUACGGCCAUUGACAACCUGGCCUACGAGUACGCCAGAGAAGGCCUUUACGAGCAGGCCUAUCAGCUCCUCAGCCGGUUCCUCCAGGCGGAGGGGAGGGCGGCCAAGCUGAGCCGGCUAGUCAAAGCGCUGGAGGAAUGCAAACUCACCAGCCUGGCCGAAUCCAUUCUGGAAGAACAGCCGUGAAACUAACGGCGGGCGCUUUUUUGGUGGCGUUUAAACACGGAGGCGCUCGCCAAGGGGGGCGUGCUUCGCCUCUGUUGACUUUGUCUUUCCUGCUUUUACAUACAGGAUGUCUAAUAUUCUGAAAUGGUUGAAAUUUUUCCUGUGUGCAUGUGAAUUUCUGAUCAUAAGUUUGACCUCAAAUUGCAAUUUCCUUCUCUUUGUAAUUGAUUACAGAUAUUCAUCACAAAGGUCUAAGUUGGUACUGUAAAAUACAGUAAAGCUAGGUCAAUCUACAUUAUUAACAAUCUAAAAAUUUUCACUCAAUUUUCUACUUUCAUAAUAAAUCUUAAAGCCUAAAUUGACUCGUCAAAUGGCAACUUUUCAUACAACACAAUUGCAGAGGUAGGGCUUGGGUAUUUUUUUUUUUUUUUACAUCACAGAUGGUAUAUCCUACCUCACAGGUAGAUUCUCUGCACUAUUUCAAAUGUUUUCACAUUUAGUUUUACUUUACAAGUUCUACACAUGGAAACUGUUGGUGCUCCUUUCUCAUUGCUGCCCAAUUGAAGGUUAUUGAUUUGUUUUUCAAAAUAAGUGCUUGCAAAACAAAUGCUUAAAAAUAUUUUUGUAUGUUUGUGUUAGAUGCAUUAGUACAGAAGUGGAAAAUGUCCUCCCACUCUGUAUUAAGUACAGAAAAAAACAAGUCUGCUAAAAGCCCUGUAAAGUGAAUCUAUGAAUAUGUUUCUAAGUACAUAAAAUACGUCCAAAGAUAAUUACAAA